AUGAGUCUCCCUACCCCACCAAGCACAUCCCAUAGAGACAAGGAGAAUCGUCUGGCGCGAUUUUCUGGCCGUCGAGUUGUGUGGUCAGAAGAGUGUCAAUACCGCAUCUUACCCUCUAGUCCUCCACGUUUGUCGGUUGAAUCCAGUGCAAAGAAAACGCCUCCCGUGAAGUCAAUCCUAAAAAAGACGACGCAUGUUCUUCUUCCCCUUGCACUCAAUUUCGAGAAGGAGACGACUCCAGAACCCUCGGAUCCCCUUGCUGAUCUCCAUUAUCUUGAAGGGCCGGUCUCCAAAAUCGUUGCAGUGGACGCGUCAUUGCGCGACUUGAUUGAAGCCUACUCAGUUCUUGCUGCCCGACUGAGAUCGCAACAUCGCGAAAUGCUCGUGGACGCGUUAGUCAGGGAUCUCAGUCGUAUUUUUGUAGACCCGGGGAAGACAGAGCACUCUGAGGAGCUGACUCUACAUGAGGAGGAGAGUGUGGUGUUGCUAUCACCAAAGGGAAGUCCAGUCAAAAAGAAGGGAAUGUCGGAGGAGCAGGUCAAGUUUGCCCGCGAUCUCUGCACGGUCUGCCACGCUGUCAUCAAAUUCCUCAACGUCCUAUUCACAUUCCCCGCUAUUUAUCAGAUCUUCACCGAUAAGCAAUUGAGUUUUGUUUUGACGCAAGUUUUAGCGAUUCCUCUUGCGAAUGAGCUCCCUACCCCCAAUGCUCGCAAAACAUGUGCCUUGUCGAUGUGGCUACUUCAGACCCAGCGUCUUCCCGCGGAGGUUCUUGUUCCUGCAAAAGACCGUAUCGCUUACGCGCUUCGCCGUGGCAUUGAGGGCGAGUUGGGGAAAGAGGGCAAGAAGGGAUCAGUGAAUGAUGGCCUCAAGGCUAUCCACGAUUUGUCACUGGCCUACCCGAACGUCUUUGUACCUGCGUUUAUCGAAGUGCUGCCCUCCAUAUUUUCUAACCUGCUAGCCUCUACGCUGGUAUUACGUUCUCAAGCCUGCCAUGCCCUAGGUGGUUUUGCUUAUGCAGCUGCAACCUUACCCCAAGCGUCCAUUCAUGCGCGGAUUUCGAACAUUGCAGAGGACUUCCUCACUUCCCAACAAAGCACGUCUUCUAACGGACCUGUCAGCCCUUCGAAGGACCCUGUUAUUAUUCGCACUUUGCGUACAACCUUGGGUGCAACAGAUCCGAAACAUGUCGCGCAAGGUCCAGUGUGGGCAUGGAGCGUCCUAGCCAGUUUCGUUGUGCUACUUGGCCCUACGUUGUAUAUUAACGACAAGCUUACACGCUCCAUUUCGGCAUUGUUUUCGCUUGGUAUGCGGCAUCAGAAGAGUUCUGUAAGAGCCCUCGGAUGCCUGAGUUGGCGAUGCAUGACUUGGGCUUAUUUUCAUCCGCCUUUGGAGGUGCCAACAGCUGUCUCUGAAGAUGACAUGGUCGAGGAUGAAGAGGAUAUUGAGGCGGAGGAGGCCGAAGCAGCAAAACAGGCCUACAUGAAGCGCAUGAAUACCGUCUGGAAAGUGGUGCAGUCCGUUGUCGACAUGGGCGCAGGAGUUACCACCAUUGGCGCGCUUCUGUCACAGGAGCCCACUGAUGAACUUUCUUUGAGGCGCGCCCUCGGUGUGCUGCGUGGAAUGAGCAAGAAGGGCGGGCAUACGUGCAAAGACGCAUUGGAUGCUGCUGUACGUCUUGUCGGCUUGGAGUCUGAGCCUGAAUGGAAUGCACAAAAACUGCUGCCCCUAGGCCUAUUCUCCGCAAACCCUGGCCUUUUGACGGCAGAGUACAAGUUACUUCCACAGGCUGUAAAGCCACUCUUCGAGCAAUGUGCACAGAUGGAGGACCUGAGAUCCUUGACCAGGGAGGAGCUCGCUGUGGAUUGGGUUUUCAACAGCUUGUUGGAUGUUUGGAAAGAGGGGUUGGGAGCUCUUCGACUGACCUGGGGAUGCGAGCUUCCGUCUGAGAUCAUAGAUGUCUGGUAUGGUCUUGUAAGAGCACCUGCAGCCGUGAUGCAAGGUAGAUUUGGAUUGUCUGUUUUCACGACUAAGCGCUCAUUCUACCUAGAUGCGGACGAUGAUCAAGGCAUCGUACAGUUCGCAAACCAGGCUGCUGAAAUCCUGAUCGAUUUAUUGAAAAACCCCGGGCUCGAUUUAAGCUUGGAGCCUGAGCUAGGCGGGCAAGUGCCGACGAGCCCGGUCAAAGUUGGUCGCCAAGCGCUGCUACCUACCCCAGUCUCUCGCUGGAAUCUGGGAUUGAAGCUAUAUCUGAUUCGAGAAUUAUGGAAUGUACUGAAGACCGUUUUCACUCCAGGAAUCCUUGUCGAAGCAGCCGGGAAGCUGUUCGCGUUUCUGAUCCGGCAAGAGAUGAGCCUUGUUGGAAAUAUUAAUGCGGUGGACGAAGUCAGAUAUCAAUGGGCUUCCUUAUGUGCGGAGGUGAUAUUUGACUGCGAGACCGGCGAACUGGACAUAUUCUGGCGCUCCCGGAUAGAUCCUCGUUACAGUAAGCGUGGCCAUAUGUGGAACGCAGCAGUUUGUCGCUCCGUUUGGGCCAUUUUCUUUCAAAAGUGGCAGGAAUGUGCAGCACCAUUCGAAUCUGCAAUUAUUCUUCUCGGAGUGCCCUUCAUGAAUCUUGACAUCUGGGACAUGUCAACUGAAGACGUCGAGGCGUGGGACAAGCUGCUGCAGACCACUAUUGCCAAGGGUCUCGAUUAUGGCAUCGAUUCCGUCUCUGUCAUUGACCAAAUUGCCGCCAAGAUCUUGUCCAACCACGAUCCUACCCUUACGUCGUCAACUCGCGUGGUUGAUCUGCUCCUCUCCCAUUUGGAGAUCAAUGAAGCUCGACAGAUACCUUCGGAGGUUAUGGAGUUCGCGAACGACACAUUAGUCUCAUCAUACCCACCGGAACCUCGCAACAAGGUCACGGCCUUGUGGAUGAUCAGAUCGCUCACCCGUAUCAUCGAUGCUUGCCCGAUUGAAUUAUCGUUGAGCAUGUUCGAGAUCCUGCAGGAAGGUCUUAGUUUAUGGAUUGCAGAUGACUACCAAGUCUUCACCGCUGAAGAAUAUGCUAUGGAUAUUUUGCCUGUGUAUCAAACCGUUCUGCUUGGCAUCCAAUCCUUGACUGCUUCCAUUGAGAUUGUCGAAGCUCUGACACCACUGAUAGAGUCAGCUUUCUGUGGGCGGCAGGACAAACCAGAGGGAGCGAAAUACGCGUUCCAUGAUUUCUGGCUGGCAACUUAUGCGAAUGUAUCAAAACCUUCGUGGGGUUGGCCACAAGGGAUUCAGAAUUGUCUUCAAGCUCCCGUGGAUCCCCUGGCUACGACAUUUGCAUCAUCGGACCAACAAUCCAAUGUCAUUGCUUUGUCCGCUGCGGAAUCGGGCGCCUCGAACGAUGCGCUCUUCGCUGAGACGGAGGAAGACGAUGAUGAGGCUACAGAAACUGCAGCCGUAGUUUCUGCUUUGCUUCUUGUCUCCAGCCCACCUGCACCUUCAGUCCCCAGUCCUCUGGUUCAUGCCAUUCUACCUUCCACACCGGAGUCCUCGCCUAGACAAGUGCAUACUACGACACCUGUGCGACUGCACCAACCGGCAAAUCAAGGCACUUUACCGGCAGCGCCGCCAGCUUUACAUGUAUCUCCGUUCCUAUCAUUGCCUGUACGCGAGCCAGUCACGCCCAAGCGUGAAUCUGGGUCUUCGCCUAAUCGAUCUGUGCGACGACAGAGCUCCGACAAGGAAAAUGUUCCUCCCCUCUUUGCGGCUUCUGUCGCGGAGCGCGUUGCCGUGCAUUCACCUGCCACGCCGUCUAUCCUAGGCAAGAGAAACAACGCCGAUGACGUCUUUGAGGAGCGGUCGGCGAAGAAGCCCAAACUCGAUUUAGCUUCGGCCGCCCCUUUGCUUCUUCCGCAAGCAAAAUUGGAAAGCAUGUCGAGUAUCAGCAACAUAACCACUGAAAGUAGUAGUACUCAUGUCAAUGUGCCCUUCCAAGGCACGACCUCUACCUUGCUCAAGCGGACAUCGCACAAGCUAUCCCGUCGAAAGCCAGCUUCCAAGGAAGGCGAAGAUGAAGAUCCAUUCGGAUCCUCAUCGGACGAAUCCUCCGGGGAGGACACCACGCCGGUUGCGUCCACCUCUACACACGUGUCUCGGGCACGCAAACGCAAAGCUGUUACGCUUGAUGCCGUUGAGGUACCUACUUUCAGCCAGGUGCUGCUUGUGGAGCGCCGCGCGAGUUUGCGAUCGACCACCUUGCAGCGUACACAAUCCUCCAGCGUAACAUGCGCCAACCAGGAGUCCAGCGGCACGCCACAAGUUCGUGUGGAGCGGCCACUGAGGAGAACACGGUCUGCAACGAAGCUACUUGGCGAAACAGCGACAUUUGAGCAGCUGUUUCAGACGCCAACCAAACGACGUAAGACCCGUGUUAGCGAGCUGAAGCAAGAGGCACGAGCCAGUCCGUCCAUCCCAUCCUCGCCGUUGAGGGCCAUUCGAGAAGCAGAGGCGCCCAUUGCCGGUAGUGAUGAUUCUAUCAUGCUUGCCACGCCAACAAAAUCCCUACCGCAGCUCUCGUCAGAUGAUGAUCCGUUCAUGGGACAAGUCACACCGCUGGGUGUCGUAUCGCCAGCCCUGCGUCGCACCAGAAUGAGUGACUCGGAUCUUCCGAGUAGCGACGACUCAACCAUGUCUGCGAGUCCAUCGCGUGAGCACGUCAAGCGGCGAAUCGCACGGUUGCCGAGUAGUAGAAACUACCUCAACCCUUCCCCCCUCAAAAUGCGCUUACGGACUAUGAGCGAUUUUGAUUCACUUCCUAGUGCGAGUGACGACUAG
This is a messenger RNA of Fibroporia radiculosa, 4803 nucleotides long. RefSeq lists its product as uncharacterized. The transcript has 8 exons. The record is from RefSeq and is a predicted model, not a curated record. The coding region runs from base 1 to 4803 and encodes 1600 amino acids. Lineage: Eukaryota; Fungi; Basidiomycota; Agaricomycetes; Polyporales; Fibroporiaceae.